CCUGUUCGAGUUAGCGAAGAUACAGAAUAAAAGGAUGGAAGAUACACCCGGCGAGGAGCACCUGGCGUUCAUGCAAUGGGCUGAGGGCGCAGGGAUCAAGAUCAAGGGCAUUACGCCCGCCCGAUUCCCCGGCCGACGACUGGGGAUGAAAGCGACUCGAACGAUAAAAAACAAUGAAAUCAUGCUCACUGUCCCCGUCAACCUGAUGCUAACCAUCGACUCCAUCCCAUCAUCAUUCACCUCGCAAUUCCCAUCCGGGACAUCCAUCCACGGGAUCCUCGCUGCGUUUCUCACACACGGCGAUCCAUCUCUUCUCAGGGACGUCGAGCCCUGGCAAAAAGUCUGGCCCUCAUUCGAUGAAUUCGAAGACAGCAUGCCGGUCCUCUGGCCGGAACAUCUCCGCGUAUCCAAUUCCAGCUACGGAGCCAAUUCCUCCUCGUCAGCAGAAGGAAAAGUCCUCCUCACGCCAUCCAUCUCCGGCAAAUGGAACUCCUUUGCCAAGGAGCCUCUCGGCGUGGACUACGAUACGAGAUAUCAGAAUCUCCUCAGCCAGCAAGAGAAACGACUCCAAGAUGCCUGGGCGCACGUGGUGACGGUCUACCCGGAGACCGAGUGGAAGACCUUUGCCUAUUACUGGUGUAUUAUCAACUCGCGGAGCUUCUAUUAUGUCUCCCCGGGGAAAGACGAACCCGAGGACUGGAAUGAUGCGAUUGGGAUGGUCCCGUUUGCGGAUUACUUUAAUCAUGUGGAUGAUGCGGCCUGCGACGUGACCUUCGACGGAAGGAAAUACACCUUCAAAGCCACUCGUCGAUAUGAAAAAGGCGAAGAGAUCUUCAUGAGCUACGGCUCGCACUCGAACGAUUUUCUCCUCGUGGAAUACGGCUUCUCCCUCCCCACCAACCCCUCCGACACAAUCUACCUCGACGACAUCAUCUUCCAAGAUCUCACCACAGCCCAGAAGAAAGAACUCGCGGCUCAGGGGAUUUUCGGGAACUACACCCUCCCCCUCCCCCCAUCCCCAUCCCAAUCCCCAUCAACAUCAGCAUCAACAUCAACAUCAAACAUCCACUACGCCAGCACCCUAAAAUACCUCCCCCGCCGCGAAUGGCGCAACUACAUCUCCGGACGCCCGUGCCAAGGCAUCAACGAACAGAAAACCAACGAGAUCAUCCGCGGGUGGGUGGAGAAGUAUCGUUCCGAGUGUGUGGUCACGAGUGGGAUUAUUGAGGGGAUGUUGAAGACGAAUCAGAAGGGGGAGGAUGGAGGGGAUGAAGAUGGGGAUGGGGAUGGGGGAAGGAUUGGGUCGAGGGCGUGGGAGAGGGAGAAGUUGGGGAUGUUGUUGGAGAGGUGGGGACAGAUCAGACGGUUGUGUGAGGGGGUGAUUGAGGGGUUGGAGUAG
Aspergillus ibericus CBS 121593 is the source of this 1399-nucleotide messenger RNA. Its product is annotated as ribosomal N-lysine methyltransferase. Gene Ontology annotation, molecular function: protein-lysine N-methyltransferase activity; protein binding. The record is from RefSeq and is a predicted model, not a curated record. The transcript has 6 exons. NCBI's taxonomy places the organism in Eukaryota, Fungi, Ascomycota, Eurotiomycetes, Eurotiales, Aspergillaceae. Gene Ontology annotation, biological process: peptidyl-lysine monomethylation. The coding region runs from base 35 to 1399 and encodes 454 amino acids.